UCGUGAGCGAAAUUUCUCUCUGAAAACUAUGGAAGCCGUCUGGAAUUAUUAUUACAGCAUUACGAAGAGAAUACUAUUAUUGGUUGGUCAGUGGCCUUAUCAGAAGAGAAGAGAGAGAUUAUUCCGAAUGACUGUAGUCACUAUAAUCUACCUUUCUGUGAUGGUUACGCAGGUGGGAAGACUCAUUCAAUGUGACAAAAACGUACGAUGUAUCUUAAUAAGUAUACCGACGAUGCUAAUGUAUAUUAUAAUAAUGGUGAAGCUAUUCACGUGCCAAAUUUAUAGUAGCAAAAUUAAACAUCUCACCGAUCAAUUAUAUAGCGAUUGGACAAAUUUGAAAAGCUCGGAUGAAUUAGAAAUUAUGAAAACCUAUGCAGCAAAAGCAAGAUUGAUUUUUUUGAUUUAUUCCUCAUAUUAUUACAUAUGUUGUCCCAUGUUUCCACUAUUUAGUCUCACACCACAGAUAUUAGAUAUCGUAUUGCCUCUCAACGAAUCUCGGCCUAUAUUAAUGCCUCAAGAAUGUCAUUAUUUCGUCAAUGACGAUAGAGAAUAUUUCUAUUAUAUUCUUCUCCAUGUUAUAAUAUCUAUAAUAAUAAAUAUAACAGGUCUACUCGCGCAUGAUUGUAUGAUCUUGACUUACAUCGAACACGUUUGCGGCAUCUUUGCUGUAGCUGGAUUUCGUUUUGAAAAUUUAGCACAUAAUAACGAUGUAGAAAAUAAUAAUAUAAAGAUAUACAAUCAAAAAAUAGCAUUAUCCGUUCAUGCACAUUGGCGAGCUUUACAAUUCGCGGAGUUUCUUGAAAAUACCUUCUGUGUAACUUUAAUUAUACAAAUGUUCAUAGUUAUCACAGCGAUGAGUGUCACUCUUGCGCAAAUGGCGAUGCAAUUAGAAAACACUUUUGAAACGACGAGAUACAUAGCAUUUAUUAUUGGUCAGUUGAUUCAUAUAUUCUGCUUUAGUCUACAAGGCCAAAGGUUGAUAGAUCACAGUUUACAAAUGCACGAGAAGAUAUAUAAAUGUGCCUGGUACAAAAUACCCGUGAAAUCGCAAAGGCUGAUUCUAAACAUCAUGAGAAGAAGCAUGCAACCGAAUGUUUUGAGCGCAGGCAGAAUAUACAUUUUUUCACUGAAAAGCUUCAUGACGGUUCUGCAAUCUUCGAUGUCAUAUUUUACUGUACUUGCGUCCUUCCUAGCAUUUUCACAUAUGGCACUCUAUUUUUUUCCAAUGAAAUUUUAUUCGUUCUUUACAUCGGAAAAAUUUAAUCGACUACGCGCCGUCAAGGAUAAAGUAUCGCUAAGUAAAGCUAUGGAGUUUGUCUGGAAUUAUUAUUACAGUGUGACGAAGAGAAUGCUAUUAUUGGCUGGUCAGUGGCCCUAUCAGAAACGAAGAGAGAGGUUGCUUCGAGUAACUCUAGUGACUAUGACCGAGCUUUCUGUGAUGAUUCCACAGAUAGGCAAAUUUAUUCAAUGUGACAGAAAUAUGCAUUGUAUUUUUAUGACAUUACCGACAUAUCUAAUGCACACUGUAAUUAUGGUGAAGCUAUACACAUGCCAAUUUAACAGUGACAAAAUUAAAAAUCUCAGUGAUCAGCUGUAUAGCCAUUGGAAAAAUUUGAAAAGCCCAGAAGAGUACGAAAUUAUGAAAACGUAUGCAGCAAAAGCGAGAUUAUUUUCUCUAAUAUAUUCCUCAUAUUAUAUCAUAUGUUGUCCUAUGUUUAUCUUAAUAUCCCUCACACCGCAAAUAUUAGAUAUUGUGUUACCGCUCAACGAAUCCCGCCCUAUGUUAAUGCCUUAUGAAGCCCAUUAUUUCGUCCACGAUGACAGAGAAUAUUUCUAUUAUAUUUUCUUUCACGCUCUUGGAGCUAUACUAAUAAUUAUAACGGGUAUACUCGCGCACGACUGUAUGGUCUUGACUUAUAUCGAGCAUGUCUGCAGCAUCUUUGCUGUGGCUGGAUUUCGUUUCGAAAACUUGGCGUAUAAUAAAGAUACAGAUUUGAUAAAUAAUAAUCUGAUUAACAUGUACAAUCAAAAGAUAGCUAUCUCUGUGCAUGCACACUGGCAAGCCUUACAAUUCGCGGAACUUCUGGAAGAUACUUUCUCCAAAACUUUCGCCAUACAAAUAGCGAUAGUUACCGUAGCGAUGAGUAUCAGUUUACUGCAAAUGGCAGUGCAAUUAGAUGAUAUUCUGGAAACGAUGAGGUAUACGGCAUUUGUCGUUGGUCAGCUGAUCCAUUUAUUUUGCUUCUCUCUGCAAGGCCAAAGAUUGAUAGAUCACAGUUUAAAAAUACACGAUAAGAUAUACAAUUGCUUGUGGUACAAUAUGCCCGUCAAAUCGCAAAUAUUGCUUCUAAACGUGAUGAGAAGGAGCUUGCAACCAAAUAUUUUAAGUGCCGGUGGAAUUUAUAUUUUUUCCCUAAAAAGUUUCACUACGGUUCUGCAAUCUUCGAUGUCAUAUUUCACCGUACUUGCGUCUUUCCAGUAAUCAAUGAUUAAUAUAUUCAAAUAGUAUUUAUGUACAAACUUAAUAAUAUUAUGUGACAAUAGAUUAUUGUAUUUAGAAUAAAUAUGUGCAUACGUACCUUUAAA
Molecule: messenger RNA, 2586 nt
Organism: Cataglyphis hispanica
Lineage: Eukaryota; Metazoa; Arthropoda; Insecta; Hymenoptera; Formicidae
Exons: 18
Coding region: 29-2482 (817 amino acids)
Biological process (GO): detection of chemical stimulus involved in sensory perception of smell; sensory perception of smell
Cellular component (GO): plasma membrane
Molecular function (GO): odorant binding; olfactory receptor activity
Source: RefSeq, a predicted model, not a curated record